Molecule: messenger RNA, 546 nt
Organism: Meloidogyne enterolobii
Lineage: Eukaryota; Metazoa; Nematoda; Chromadorea; Rhabditida; Meloidogynidae
Source: the annotation of a GenBank genome assembly
AUGAUUAUUAUUCGUUGCUGGUUAGAACAAUUAUUUAAUUGUGCUUUUGACCGUGUUUAUUUUUUUAAAAAUUUAUUUAAUCCAGAAUUAAUUAAUAUAUUAUUUGAUAACGACAAAACAAUUCCUCUUCGAUUUAACAUUCAAAAACCAACACUUUCUACCGACAAUAAAUCAUUUAAAAAUGCUUUGAAUUUUUGCUUAAAUCAUUUAUCGGUCUCUGAAUUUAUUGAUAUUAAUUUGGAACAAGUUAACAUUACAGAAGAACACACAAAUAUUUUAUUCAAUAUUUUAAUAAAUGAAGGAAAUAAAUUCCCAAAAAUUUAUUUGUUAGGCUUCAGAAUGACAACUCUUUAUAAUUAUAUUGAACAAGUAAACCAAAUUUACAAAUUAGAGACCGGCAAAAUCGAACUUCUGGGGUCCCGAGUCGGGAUUUUUUUCUUAGCCGAUACCGGGAUCCUGAGGGAUAAAUUCCGAAAAAUCCGGGAUUUCGGGAUCCCGGAAAAUCCCCUCGGAAUCUCGUCCCGCGCCGGUCUCUAUUACAAAUAA